GAGCCCAGUAGGGGCACAGGCCUGGGCACGCUGCCUUCUCCUCAUCAGGGAGGCUUCUUGCUGGUGGCCCAGGCGAGUGUGGGGCUGGUCUGGGGUCUCCAGACACUCACAGCAUGGAAUGGUCCCUCCGGCUCCUGGCCUGCCUGGUGGGCAUCCUCCCUAUAGGAUCAUUUGUGAGAACUAAAAGAGAUACUACCGGGAACUUGCUCAACACGGAGGUGCACAGUGCGCCGGCGCAGCGCUGGUCCAUACAUGUGCCGGCCGAGGUGAGCGCGGCGGCGGGCGAGGCGGCCGUGCUGCCCUGCACCUUCACGCACCCGCACCGCCACUACGACGGGCCGCUCACCGCCAUCUGGCGCUCGGGCGAGGCGUACGCGGGCCCGCAGGUGUUCCGGUGCGCGGCGGCGCGGGGCAGCGAGCUCUGCCAGACGGCGCUGAGCCUGCACGGCCGCUUCCGGCUGCUGGGCAACCCGCGCCGCAACGACCUGUCGCUGCGCGUCGAGCGCCUCGCCCUGGCCGACGACGGCCGCUACUUCUGCCGCGUCGAGUUCGCCGGCGACGUCCACGACCGCUACGAGAGCCGCCACGGCAUCCGGCUCCGCGUGACCGCCGCCCCGCGGAUCGUCAACCUCUCGGUGCUGCCCGGUCCGGCGCACUCCUUCCGCGCGCUCUGCACGGCCGAGGGGGAGCCGCCUCCCGUCCUAGACUGGUCUGGCCCGGGCCUGGGCAACGGCUCGGCCGCCGUGCCGGGCCCGGGUCAGGGACUGGGUCACGGCCACCAGGUGACCGCCGAGCUGCCCGCGCUGGUCCAUGACGGCCGCUACACGUGCACGGCGUCCAACAGCCUGGGCCGCGCGGAGGCCAGCGUCUACUUGUUCCGAUUCCACGGCGCCUCCGGGGCCUCGGCGCUCGCCCUGCCGCUCGGGGCGCUCGGCCUCAAGGCGCUGCUGCUGCUAGGCGUUCUGGCCGCCCGCGCCGUCGCCCGCCGCCGCCCAGAGCACCCAGUUGCCCAGGACACCCCACCACGGCCCCAGGCUCAGGAGUCCAACUAUGAGAAUUUGAGCCAGAUGAGCCCUCGGGACCCAGCAGCAGCCACAUGUUUACCGUGAGGAGCCCCUUGGCCACUGGCAUCCUCUUGUACAGCAUGAGGAGCGAAGGCCAAUGCCAGGCUCGGCUGGGACAGCCCUUCCUGGCUGCCAGCCACCUUGGCAGCCCCUUGCCAGGCAACCCCCCACAAAGGGAGUCCAGACCCCAUUCUCAGAGGCUCAGUGGUUUCUUACGUGGAUGUCUGUCCCAGAGCCCCCAUCACUGGGACCAGCAUUUUGAAAGAAUCUGUAUGUGUGUGUACGUGUCUGUGCGUGUGUGCGUGAGCUCAGCGUGAAGCUCACAGACAAGUUCUGGCCCUUUCUUACAUAGAACACCAUCAUAAAACGGGCAAGACACUGGUCAGAGGGGCUCCCAGGCUCUGACUUGCUGUGUCAACUAGGGCAUGUUUUUACCUCUCUGAGUCUCAGUUUGUCCAUUCUGGAACAUGGACAAUAAUCUUUCCUCCUGGCUGCUAGGACUAUCAAGAUCUGAAGAAAUAAUGGAUGUGAAGGGACUUCGCGAAGUACAGAACCAUGUACAGAUGUGGCGGCGGUG
Molecule: messenger RNA, 1641 nt
Organism: Prionailurus viverrinus (fishing cat)
Lineage: Eukaryota; Metazoa; Chordata; Mammalia; Carnivora; Felidae
Gene: SIGLEC15
Product: sialic acid binding Ig like lectin 15
Exons: 6
Coding region: 114-1109 (331 amino acids)
Biological process (GO): regulation of osteoclast development; regulation of actin cytoskeleton organization; regulation of bone resorption
Cellular component (GO): plasma membrane
Source: RefSeq, a predicted model, not a curated record